AUGCCGAAACUUGAUGGUUUUAAAACUACCGAUUCAUUUCGAUUUGAUCGCGAUAUUUCUUGUUCAUCUAUAUCAUUAUCAUCUUCAUCCGGAUAUGGUUCACGAUUAAGUUUAUCUCAAACUGAUCAAUCAUCAUCAGCACAUCGUCGUAUUAGUAUAACAAAAUACUUCAAAGAAAAAUUAUCGAAACAUAAAAGUUUAGCAUCGCUUCUUUCAUCAUCAUCACCAUCACAAACAACAAGAAUAGAUACAUCUGAUCAUAAUUCAGAUAUCUAUGAUAAUGUUUGGGAUUUAGAUAAACAAAUUGAAAAAAUACGUGUAACUAUUAAUAAACAAGUUCAUUUCGAUUCUCAAUCAAUUAUUUCCAUGUCUGUUGAUACACCAAAACCAAUAAUACGUCAUCGAAUCGAUGAUCAAGAUUUAUUAAAUGUUGCUGGUUGGUAUCAAGAAGGUUUACCGAAAGAGAUAUGUGAAGAAUAUUUAAAUAAUAUUGAACAACCAAUUGGAUCAUUUCUUAUUCGAUGUAGUUAUCUUUGUUUGGAUUAUCCAUUUAUUUUAUCGUUAAAAAUCAAUGAAAAAUCUAUUGAACAUUUUUUUAUUCAACGAACAAGUCAUAAUAAUAAUUGUCGAAUACAAAAUUCAUCGAAAACAUUUAUCAAUUUAAGUACACUUGUUAUUCAUCAUACUGUCAUACAAGAAAAUUUACCUGUUACACUUGUAUUACCACGAAUACAUUCAUCGGUGAAUAUUCAACAACAACAACAAUUAUCAUCAUUAGGUUGUAUUCGCUCUGUACGAUUCUAG
Molecule: messenger RNA, 804 nt
Organism: Adineta steineri
Lineage: Eukaryota; Metazoa; Rotifera; Eurotatoria; Adinetida; Adinetidae
Source: the annotation of a GenBank genome assembly